This is a messenger RNA of Medicago truncatula (barrel medic), 363 nucleotides long. Its product is annotated as WUSCHEL-related homeobox 2. The record is from RefSeq and is a predicted model, not a curated record. Gene Ontology annotation, molecular function: DNA binding; DNA-binding transcription factor activity. Gene Ontology annotation, biological process: plant organ development. The transcript has a single exon. Bases 1 to 363 code for a protein of 120 amino acids. NCBI's taxonomy places the organism in Eukaryota, Viridiplantae, Streptophyta, Magnoliopsida, Fabales, Fabaceae.
AUGGAGGGUGAGAAUAAUAAUGAGAUGAAUGAAGAGGGGUCGAAUGGGAAUAAUAGUAUUUCAUCAAGUUCACGAUGGAACCCAACAAAAGAACAAAUAAGUAUGUUGGAGAAUUUGUAUAAGCAAGGAAUAAAGACACCAAGUGCUGAAGAAAUACAAGAAAUCACUGCUAGGCUUAGAGUGUAUGGUCACAUCGAAGGAAAGAAUGUCUUUUACUGGUUUCAGAAUCACAAAGCAAGACAGAGACAGAAACAGAAGCAAGAAAGUAUUGCUUAUUUCAAUCGACUUCUUCAUAGACCUCAACCCAUUUAUCCUUCACCUAUUUGUCCAAAUGGUAUGUUCUCAACUUCUUCCUUUUUCUAG